This is a messenger RNA of Mobula hypostoma (lesser devil ray), 3936 nucleotides long. RefSeq names its product CTP synthase 1-like. Gene Ontology annotation, biological process: CTP biosynthetic process; pyrimidine nucleobase biosynthetic process. Gene Ontology annotation, cellular component: cytoophidium; cytoplasm. The transcript has 20 exons. Lineage: Eukaryota; Metazoa; Chordata; Chondrichthyes; Myliobatiformes; Myliobatidae. The record is from RefSeq and is a predicted model, not a curated record. The coding region runs from base 58 to 1974 and encodes 638 amino acids. Gene Ontology annotation, molecular function: identical protein binding; CTP synthase activity.
UGACAGGCUCGGCGGGGCCCGGAGCCCGCGUGUUCUGCGGAUAGCGGUGCGGAGUGGAUGCAGGCUCUGCUGCGGGGAGUCUGUCGCUGUUACCGGUUCCUCUGCAACCCGAGCCCGUCUGUCUCCGGUUGUCGCUGCCGCCGGCUGCGGAACGAUCCAACAGUGCCAAUGAAGUACAUUUUGGUAACCGGUGGGGUCAUCUCUGGGAUCGGGAAAGGAAUUAUUGCAAGCAGCAUUGGGACCAUCCUGAAAUCCUGUGGUCUCCGUGUGACAGCAAUCAAGAUCGAUCCGUACAUCAACAUCGAUGCAGGAACGUUCUCGCCUUACGAGCAUGGUGAAGUGUUCGUGUUGGACGAUGGUGGCGAGGUGGAUCUGGACCUGGGGAAUUAUGAGCGGUUUCUGGACAUCCGCUUAACACGGGACAACAACAUCACCACAGGCAAGAUCUACCAGUGGGUUAUCAACAAGGAGAGGAAAGGGGACUACCUGGGCAAGACUGUGCAAGUGGUCCCGCAUAUCACGGACGCCAUUCAGGAGUGGGUGUUGCGGCAGGCUCGCAUUCCAGUGGACAGUGACGGAGUGGAACCUGAAGUGUGCGUUAUUGAGCUGGGUGGAACUGUGGGAGAUAUCGAGAGCAUGCCUUUCAUCGAAGCCUUUCGCCAGUUCCAGUUUAAAGUUAAGAGAGAGAACUUCUGCAAUAUUCAUGUCAGUUUAGUGCCUCUGGUUCCUGGUAGUGCCUCUCUGAAACAGCCAAGCACCACAGGAGAGCAAAAGACGAAACCCACUCAGAACAGCGUUCGGGAACUGCGAGGACUUGGUCUGUCACCAGACUUGAUCGUCUGCCGAUGUACGACGCCCAUGGAGAAGUCUGUUAAAGAAAAAAUCUCCAUGUUCUGCCACGUAGAACCUGAACAGGUUAUUUGCGUGUAUGAUGUUUGUUCCUUGUAUCGAGUUCCCUUGCUACUUGAAGCCGAGGGAGUUGUGCAGUACUUUAAGGAAAGGCUUGACCUCCAGUACGAAACUAAACCAAGAAGACUACUGAACAAAUGGAGGGAUAUGGCAGACAGAUAUGACCGCACGUUAGAAAUUUGUUCCAUUGCGUUGGUUGGCAAAUAUACCAAACUCUCGGACUCCUAUGCUUCUGUGAUCAAGGCCUUGGAGCACUCUGCAUUAGCGAUUAACCAGAAGUUGGAAGUGAAGUAUAUAGAUUCAGCUGACCUGGAGCCAGCAAGACAGGAGGACGAUCCAGUCAAAUACCACGAGGCUUGGCAGAAUCUAUGCAGUGCCAAUGGGAUCCUGGUGCCCGGAGGUUUCGGUGUCCGGGGGACGGAGGGGAAGAUUCUUGCAAUUGCUUGGGCCAGAAAACAGAAGAAGCCAUUUUUGGGUGUGUGCCUUGGAAUGCAGUUGGCUGUUGUCGAGUUUGCGCGGAAUGAACUUAACUGGUCAGAUGCCAAUUCUACUGAAUUUGAUCCGAACACCAGCUACCCUGUGGUGAUUGACAUGCCAGAGCACAAUCCCGGGGAUAUGGGAGGGACCAUGAGGCUUGGCAAGAGAACCACAAUGUUCAAAGACAAAAAUUCAGUACUCAGGAAGUUGUACAAGGAUUUUGACUCCAUUGAGGAAAGACACAGGCAUCGAUACGAGGUUAAUCCAGAAAUGAAGAAAAGCUUUGAGGAAAGGGGAUUUCGAUUUGUUGGGGAAGAUGUGGAAGGGGAACGAAUGGAAGUUAUUGAGCUUGAGGAUCAUCCCUAUUUUGUUGGCGUGCAGUAUCACCCGGAGUUCACCUCGAGGCCCAUGAAACCGUCUCCCCCAUACUUCGGUCUAGCCCUGGCCGCUGCGGGCAAGUUGCAGAGUUAUUUGGAAAAGGGCUGUAGACUGUCACCCAGGGACACGUAUAGCGACUACAGUGGCAGCAGCUCCCCGGAUUCUGAAAUUGUAGAUUUAAAGCUGCCGCCUAAUCUAACACCUGCGUAACUUUGGGUUUCGAUUAAUUCAACGGAAUCAGGAUGCGUGUCUGAACUGCAGAGUCCAUUUAAAUAUCACAGUAUUAUCUAUCCAUAAUCAUGUUGCUGAGGUGGGGGGUUUGUGAUUUGUGUUGUUUUUUUUUGCUAAUAAUGAACUAGUACUUUUUUUUUAAAUGAAAGAAUUUGAGGUCUUUUUCAAGUCUUAGAUUUCAAAUCCAAUGUUUUCUACCACUGUACAAAGCAAACAUGGUGAAUAGAGAUAGGAAUCGGAACGUCACUAUCUUGUCAUCGCUUGAUCACUUUAAGUUGUUCAGAACUCCUAAGUUCCAUUUUAUAGUUGUAUGUUUUAUCCAACACUACCUCUGGGAAGGGACAGGUAUGAUCUUGGCAGCAUUCGGCUUUAUAUUUUACUUACUGAAUGAUCUGUUGGUGUUCAUUACUCGUGAAACUGCGUUCACCACAGCAUUAUUCUGUCUAAGUUGUGCUGUUACAUCUGGUUGGAGAAUGCAUAAUUGAGCUUUAAGCUGAUGAACUAUUUAAUUUUGUUUUUAUACUUUACAAACUCGGCGGGGUAUUUUGUCUAUAAAAUGUAAUUAAAGUACUGUUGCACAGUGGAAGUACGAGAGUGCAUUUGGAGCCAUGGUUUUUUUUUUAAUGACAAUUCCAGUGAGCUGGGAAUGAUUGUCUUGAGUCGGGAGAAAGCGUAGAAUAUUAAAAAUGAGCUCUAAUUACCCAGGACCCUGUCACAGUUGUGUGGCUUGAGUUUGAGAGUAUUCAGCAAAGCUCUCAGUCCUCAAAAGUCAUUGGAAGGUCAAAUGACUCCGAGAGGUCAUAGAAAAAUACAGCCCAUGUAGCCCGUGCCGAAUCAUUUAACUGGCCAAGUCCCAUUGACACGCACUCAGACCAUCGCCCUGUCAUCCAUGUACCUAUCCAAACUUCUCUCUUAAAUGCUGAAAUCGAGAUCACGUCCACCAUUUGCACUGGCAGCUCAUUCCACACGCUCACCACUCUCUGAAGAAGAUUCCCCUUAAACUUUUCACCUUUCACCCUUAACCCAUGACUUGUAGUUGUAGUCCCAUCGAACCUCAGUAGAAAAAGCCUGCUUGCAUUUGCCCUAUCUGUACAAAAUUAUGGGGGGUACAUCUAUCAAAUCUCCACGUUCCAAGAAAUUAAUUCCUAACCUAUUCUAUCUUUCCUUAUAACUCAGGUCCUUCAGUUUUGGCAAUAUCCUUGUAAGAUUUUCUCUGUACUCUUUCAACCUUAUAUACAUCUUUCCUGUAGGUAGGUGACCAAAACUGCACAUAAUACUCCAAAUUAGGCCUCACCUAUGUCCUAUACAACUUCAACAUAACAUCCCAUCUCCUGUACUUGAUAGUUUGAUUCAGCUAUCUUGCUAAUUUCCUCGACAAGGCAAAGCAAAGAGAGUCUCUCCCCUGCUUUUGUUUGAGCUGGUUUUAAAAGUUCAAAAUAAAAUUUAUUACCAAAGUACAUUUCUGUCACCAUGUACAACACAGGAUAAUUUUCUUGCAGGCAUUCACAACAGAACAGUAGAAUCAACGAAGAAUGCACACCAAGAUUGACGAGCAACAAUGUGCAAAAGAAGACAAACUGCAAAUUCAAAAAUAGAAACAAAUAAUAAAUUAAAGAAAUGAGUUGUAGAGUCCUUGAAAGUGAGCCCAUAGGCUCUGUGAUCAGUUCAGUGUUGAGGUGAGUGAAGUGCUUCACGCUGAAGUUUGAAGGCUACCUGAUUGGUGUGGCUACUCUCUAGGCCACGUGUAUUCUGAGAAUUUCCAAUUCUGUUAUGCUCCCAGUGGGUUCAGAGCCAGACAAGAAUGGGAACAUGGUAAAGAUCUCUGGGUUAGUGUUUAGGAAAGAAACUCAUGGCAUUUUAAUUAAGAGCUGCUCUUUGUAGUGGGAUCGACUCCUGAGGUACCUUUUCACUUCCACAGCCAUUCAAUAAAUCCAAUAUUUG